Messenger RNA from Vombatus ursinus (common wombat), 2040 nucleotides. RefSeq names its product factor interacting with PAPOLA and CPSF1 (gene FIP1L1). Gene Ontology annotation, cellular component: mRNA cleavage and polyadenylation specificity factor complex. Gene Ontology annotation, molecular function: RNA binding. The record is from RefSeq and is a predicted model, not a curated record. Bases 129 to 1880 code for a protein of 583 amino acids. NCBI's taxonomy places the organism in Eukaryota, Metazoa, Chordata, Mammalia, Diprotodontia, Vombatidae. The transcript is spliced from 18 exons.
CGCCGCUUCCGUGCGCUCUUGUGCGUUUCCUGGUCCCGCGCCCUCACGCUCCCCCUCGGAAGCGGGGCUCACAGGGAAGGCCCGGCUGGUGGUCCCGGCAUCUGUUCUCAGUCGUAGCCCGGGCGGCCAUGUCGGCCGGGGAGGUGGAGCGGCUGGUGUCAGAGCUGAGCGGCGGGACCGGUGGGGAUGAGGAGGAAGAGUGGCUCUAUGGCGAUGAAAAUGAAGUUGAAAGGCCAGAAGAAGAAAAUGUCAGUGCUAAUCCUCCAUCUGGAAUUGAAGAUGAAACUGCAGAAAAUGGGAUAUCAAAACCAAAAGUGACUGAGACUGAAGAUGAUAGUGAGAGUGACAGUGAUGAUGAUGAAGAUGAUGUUCACGUGACUAUUGGUGAUAUUAAAACUGGAGCACCACAGUAUGGGAGCUAUGGUACAGCACCUGUAAAUCUUAAUAUCAAGACAGGAGGAAGAGUUUAUGGAGCUGCAGGGACAAAAGUGAAAGGUGUAGACCUUGAUGCACCUGGAAGCAUUAAUGGAGUUCCACUGUUGGAAGUAGAUUUGGAUUCGUUUGAAGAUAAACCAUGGCGGAAACCAGGUGCUGAUCUCUCUGAUUACUUUAAUUAUGGUUUUAAUGAAGAUACAUGGAAAGCUUACUGUGAAAAACAAAAGAGAAUACGAAUGGGACUUGAAUUAAUACCAAAUAAAAUUACGGCCGAAGACUAUACUAUGGAAGUUACACCAGGUGCAGAGAUCCAAGAUGGCAGAUACAAUCUUUUUAAGGUACAGCAGGGCAGAACUGGAAAUGCAGAGAAGGAAACAGUGCUACAGUCUGCCAAAGCUGAGUUUACAUCUCCUCCUUCUCUAUUCAAAACAGGACUUCCUCCAAGCAGAAACAGCGCCUCUUCUCAGUCUCAGACAAGUUCUGCCUCCAGAAAAGCCAAUUCAGGCAUCGGGAAGUGGCAGGAUCGAUAUGGGAGGGCCGAAUCACCUGACUUAAGGAGAUUAUCUGGCACAAUAGAUGUAAUUGGUCAGACUAUCACCAUCAGCCGAGUGGAAGGAAGACGGCGUGCAAAUGAAAAUAGCAACAUACAGGUUCUUUCGGAACGAUCUGCUGCUGAAGUAGACAACAAUUUUAGCAAACCACCUCCAUUUUUCCCUCCAGGAGCUCCUCCUACUCAUCUCCCACCACCUCCAUUUCUUCCUCCUCCUCCAACUGUCAGCACUGCUCCACCUCUGAUUCCCCCCCCAGGUAUUCCAAUAACUGUACCACCUCCAGGUUUUCCUCCUCCCCCAGGAGCUCCUCCUCCAUCUCUUAUACCAACAAUAGAAAGUGGGCAUUCUUCUGGAUAUGAUAGUCGUUCUGCUCGUGCAUUUCCUUAUGGCAAUGUUGCUUUUCCUCAUCUUCCUGGUUCUGCUCCUUCAUGGCCUAGUCUUGUCGACACCACCAAGCAGUGGGACUACUAUGCCAGGAGAGAGAAAGAUAGAGAGCGAGAGAGAGAACGAGACCGAGAAAGAGAUCGCGACCGUGAUAGGGAAAGAGAACGUACCAGAGAGAGAGAGAGAGAACGCGAUCACAGCCCAACACCAAGUGUAUUCAACAGUGACGAAGAACGAUACAGAUACAGAGAAUAUACAGAAAGAGGCUAUGAGCGUCAUAGAGCAAGUCGAGAAAAAGAAGAGCGACACAGAGAAAGAAGACACAGAGAAAAAGAGGAGACAAGACACAAGUCAUCUAGAAGUAAUAGCAGACGACGCCAUGAAAGUGAAGAAGGGGACAGUCACAGGAGACACAAACACAAAAAAUCGAAAAGGAGCAAAGAAGGAAAAGAAGCUGGCAGUGAACCUGCCCCAGAGCAGGAGAGCACUGAGGCUGCCCCUGCUGAAUAGGCCUGUAGUGCUUGUAUUAAUGCCAAAAACUGGCUGCUUUAAAUCUUGUUAUUUUUCUGGAUAAUGUUUAAGAAAUUUCUGCUUAAUCUUAUUCUGUUAGUAUAAAGAGAAAAGGUUAAUUUUUUUCCCAAAAUAAAGUGAAUUUUUCAUGUCAAGUUUA